AUGGAAAAAGACGAUGUAAUAGAGCGCGUAAAAGAGCCGACAAAGUGGUGUAGCCCUAUAGUUUGCAUUCCGAAAGGCGAAAUGGUUCGAGUUUGCGGAGAUUACACUCAGGUCAAUAAGAACAUACUAAGGCCUGUCUUCCCAAUUUUAAAUGUCGAUAUUUCUCUGGCACGUAUGAGACGGGCUAAAUUCUUCAGCAAACUAGACGCUAAAUCGGGAUUUUACCAGAUAAAGUUGGAUCGCGAGAGCCAAGAACUAACGACUUUCAUUACCCCGUUAGGGAGAUAUGCGUUUAAAAGACUACCGUUCGGAAUAAAUUCAGCGCCAGACUUGUUCGCGGAGGUCUUUUCGAGAAUUUUUGACGACAUGACAAACGUAAUUGUUCACAUGGACGAUAUACUGAUCUAUGGGGAAUCCAUGGAGCAGCAUGACGCGACCUUGAGAGAGGCUCUGAAACGUAUCAGUAAGGAAGGAAUAACGCUAAAUCAGUCAAAAUGUAUAAUCGGCGUGCAAGAGGUGCAGUUCCUUGGGCACUUAGUCUCAGCUCAGGGCAUAAAAAUUUUGCCAGAAAGAGUUUCGGCCAUACAAAAUUUUCCGGAGCCUACAAACAAAACGUCCUUAAUGCAAUUCCUCGGGAUGGUCAAUUUUGCCGCAAAGUUCCUUCCGAACAGGUCUACCAUCCUUGAACCCCUCAAUUCUCUCUUAAAGAAAAAUUCAGCGUUCGUGUGGGACUCAGCUCAAAAAAACGCGUUUCGGAAAAUAAAAGAACUUUUAGCAGCAGCUCCCAUCCUGGCUCUGUACGACUAUUCAAAACCUAUAUGGAUUCAAGCAGAUGCUUCAAGCUACGGUAUCGGUUUUGUUCUUUUGCAGGGGAAUAGCGAGGAGCGGCAGAUUGUCGCCUACGGUUCGUACACUUUAACACCUACCGAACAACGUUAUUCCCAAAUCGAGAAAGAGGCUCUAGCCUUGACGUACGCAGCCGAAAAAUUCGCGGAUUAUAUAGUUGGAAUCACGAUAACCUUCGAAACGGAUCACAAGCCCCUCCUUCAAAUUCUUCAAACAACGCCUCUGGACGAUUUAACGCCGCGUUUGCAACGUUUCCGUCUUCGCCUUAUGCGUUACAGCUAUACCGUAAAAUACACCCCCGGAAAAUCCUUGGUACUGGCCGAUGCUCUAUCUCGCAACCCAGAAAAAAGAAACGCGAAUACCAAUGUAAUCGAACAGGACACUUCUGAUUUUGUAUUGGCCACUAUCAAGAGCCUUCCAGCCUCAAAUGACAUGUUGCAUAAAGUCCGCGACGAACAAGGAAAAGACGCAAUUUGUCAGUUACUAAAAAAGUUCUGCGCAACCAAAUGGCCGUCGAAAAAUCAGAUCCCGACCGAGUUGAAAGAGUACGCGCCACUCAAACACCACUUCUCGAUCGGCGACGAUCUCCUACUGUACAACAGCCGUUUGGUAGUUCCGCGCAGGCUCCAAAAAGAAUUAUUACUUCGCCUACACGAGGGCCAUUUAGGUAUCACGAGGUGCAGAGACAGAGCAAAACAAGCCAUUUGGUGGCUGGGUCUAUCGACGCAACUAAAAAACCUAAUACUCAACUGCCCAAAUUGUGUAGAGCAUCGAGUUAACCCGAGCCAACCCUUCAUACAGGAAGAUUUCCCGACCAGACCGUGGCAGAAAAUAGGCAUAGAUCUCUUUAAACUAGACUAUUGGUACGUUAUUAUCACCGACUACUACUCGCGGUACUUCGAGUUUUUCCGUCUCGGAUCGUUAAGUUCGAAAGCGAUCAUAGAGGUUUGUAAGGAAGCGUUUUCAAGGUAUGGUUUGCCGGAUAUCGUUCGUUCGGACAACGGUCCACAGUUCACGUCCGAAUUUAAGCUGUUCGCCGACCAAUACGGAUUUCUAUCGGUGACAAGCUCACCUCACUUCCCGCAAAGCAACGGAGCGGUAGAAGCAGCGGUAAAAACAGCAAAAAACUUAAUAAAAAAGUCCAAGGACGACGAUAUCCACCUAGCCCUGCUUGCAUAUAGAAGCACACCCCUGGAAAACGGUUUCAGCCCCGCAGAAUUAUUUUUGUCAAGACGGAUUAAAUCGAGCAUUCCAACGCUGCCAAGCAGGCUUCUACCAGCUGUCAGCGUUACAAAAAAGCUCAAAGGCGACGAGGCAGCUCGAAAAAUGCGGCAAGCUCGUAAUUUUAACUCUAGACACCGCGCCGUUGAAUUAUCUCCACUCAAAGCAGGAGACCCAGUUUGGAUCGAUCCCAUAGACCCAGUAUCGAUCUCAGGACGUAUGGAAAAAUACAAAGCCCUUCAGGCGAGCCUAGAUCCUAUUGGGUACUAA
Molecule: messenger RNA, 2337 nt
Organism: Neodiprion virginianus
Lineage: Eukaryota; Metazoa; Arthropoda; Insecta; Hymenoptera; Diprionidae
Exons: 1
Coding region: 1-2337 (778 amino acids)
Biological process (GO): DNA integration
Molecular function (GO): nucleic acid binding
Source: RefSeq, a predicted model, not a curated record